UCUGUCAGUUCAGUGAGAAGAGGAGCAGGAGGUGGAGAAGGUGGAGGAAGCAGAAGCAGAACUGAAGCAGAACUGAAGCAGAAGUGCGUUUUAUUCCACAGAUGAUGAUCCGUGGGUGCGGGGAAGAGCUCCAGGUGGAUGGAGGAGAUGUUUAACGGAGGAUUUCUCUCUCAGCCAGGCUCAGAGUUCGGGAUAAAGGCUGUGGGAGAGUUCGCGCUUUCAUCUGGAACUAAAUAAUAAUAAUAAUAAUAAUAAUAAUAAUAAUAAUAAUAACGACUCGUAAUCACACGUACAACACGGAGUGUCUUUAAUCCGAUAUAAACCACUUUAACUGGGCUGCGCGAGAGCUCAUCCACCAUGGUGCAGCAGUAUCAAUCCCCUGUUCGUGUGUAUAAACACCCCUUCGAACUGGUCAUGGCGGCGUACGAGAGGAGGUUCCCCACGUGUCAUCUCAUCCCCAUGUUCGUGGCCAGCGACGUCCUCAGCGAGGAGACGAGCGAAGAUAACUCCGCACACAAAGUCGAGAGGAGGUGCAAGCUGGACAUCGACGCCCCUCGACUCCUGAAAAGGAUCGCAGGCGUCGACUACGUUUACUUCAUCCAGAAGAACACGCUGAACCGCCGAGAGAGGACGCUGCACAUCGAGUCGCACAACGAGACCUUCUCAAACCGCGUCAUCAUCCAUGAGCUCUGCUGCUACUCAGUUCACCCUGAGAACGACGACUGGACAUGUUUCGAGCAGUCUGCCAGCCUAGACAUCAAAUCCUUCUUCGGUUUCGAGAGCACUGUGGAGAAAAUCGCCAUGAAGCAGUACGCCAACAGCAUCAAGAAGGGUAAAGAGAUCAUCGAGUACUACCUGAGAGAGCUGGAGGAGGAUGGCAUUACCCACGUGCCCCGCUGGAGCCCCAGCACCUCCCUCAUUCAGCCCGUUGUCGCGGUCGCACCCCCGGCUCCUCCCUCCACGGCCCCCAUCGCCAUCGCCGCCUCCGCAGAGUCGGGCAAAGACGCGGCGGCGUGUAAAGAAAGCAGCAGUCCAGUGGGCAGCGCCAACGAGCCGCUCGCCGCCACGCCCGAUGAUAAACUGGAUGCUGACUACAUUAACCGUUACCUGGGUGACCUCACACCUCUACAGGAAAGCUGCCUCAUACGCCUCCGCAGCUGGCUGCAGGAAACACACAAGGGCAAAAUCCCAAAAGACCAGCACAUCCUGCGCUUCCUGCGAGCGAGAGACUUCAACAUGGACAAAGCACGAGAGAUCCUGUGUCAGUCUCUCACCUGGAGGAAGCAGCACCAGGUGGAUUACCUGCUGGACACCUGGAGCUCACCACAGGUCCUCCACGAUUACUACACCGGGGGAUGGCACCAUCACGACCGUGAUGGCCGUCCUCUCUAUAUCCUGCGUCUGGGACAGAUGGACACUAAAGGACUGGUUCGAGCUCUAGGGGAGGAGUCACUGCUCAGACAUGUUUUGUCUAUAAAUGAGGAGGGAUUGAGGAGGUGUGAAGAGAACACUAAGGUGUUUGGACGCCCAAUCAGUUGUUGGACAUGUCUGGUGGAUCUGGAGGGUUUGAACAUGAGGCAUCUGUGGCGUCCAGGCGUUAAAGCUCUCCUGCGCAUCAUUGAAGUGGUGGAAGCAAAUUACCCAGAAACCCUUGGGCGCCUCCUCAUCCUGCGUGCGCCCCGGGUCUUCCCUGUGCUCUGGACUCUGGUGAGUCCGUUCAUCGACGAGAACACGCGUAAGAAGUUCCUGAUCUACGCUGGGAAUGACUACCAGGGUCCUGGUGGUCUGGUGGAUUACAUCGAUAAGGAGGUCAUCCCCGACUUCCUGGGUGGAGAGUGUAUGUGUGAGGUUCCUGAGGGUGGCCUGGUUCCCAAAUCCCUCUACAGAACCCCAGAGGAACUGGAGAACGACGACAUCAAGCUGUGGACGGAAACCAUCUACCAGAGCGCCAGCGUGUUUAAGGGAGCGCCGCACGAGCUGCUGAUCGAGAUCAUCGACGCCUCCUCUGUAAUCACCUGGGACUUCGACGUGUGUAAAGGAGACGUGGUGUUUAACAUCUAUCACUCCAAACGGGCUCCUCAGCCGGCCAGGAAAGAGGCGCUGGCGUCGCACGGCAUCACGUCACCCGGGGGCAAUAACGUGCAGCUCAUUGACAAGUCGUGGCAGUUGGGGCAGGACUACAGCAUGGUGGAGUCUCCACUCACCUGUAAAGAGGGAGAGAGCGUGCAGGGUUCUCAUGUGACACGCUGGCCAGGGUUCUACAUCCUCCAGUGGAGGUUCCACUCUAUGCCCGCAUGCGCAGCCACCAACCUGCCGCGUGUGGACGACGUGUUAGCCACGCUGCAGGUUUCCUCUCACAAGUGUAAAGUCAUGUACUACACCGAGGUCCUGGGCUCCGAGGACUUCAGAACGGCUUGCUACGAUGUGCAGAGUUUGGGUUCGAUGACGAGCCUGGAGUCGAGUCACAGCGGAUUCUCUCAGCUCAGCGCCGCCACCACGUCCUCCAGCCAAUCACAGUCCAGCUCCAUGAUCUCCAGGUAGAGCCAGGAGACACGAGAUGGAUGACGGGGCGGAGCGCGAGACCGAGUAAAAGGAGAAAUAACAUAUUUGAUAUCAGCGCCGUGGCGUUAAAGGGCUUUGAUCUGCGUUGCCAUGGUGCUCGGCUGAGCUGCUGGUCAGUUCGCUGGGUACUUCCUGUUUCCUCUUGAACCGAGUUAAUACAAGGAUCUCAAAAAAAAAAAAAUACAACAGGAUGAGCUGUUACACACACACACACACACACACACGCAUUAAUACACACACACACAAAGGGCACAGUAAUACUGUAUACAUAUGUGUUUUUGUUUUUUUUUUCUUUUUGCCAUAUCGCUGGUGGUUUCAGCGUUUAUAGGUCAAAGGUCAGGGUUGUAAGUGUGGCGACGUGGCCACAUAAAGCAAUAAACAUUUCUAUUUGUAUUUAUCAUGAGUGUGUAACGCGGUUUGCCGGUGUUUAAGGUGCUCUGUGCUUCAUUAGAUAUUAGUUUUCCGCCUGCUUGUGAAAGUAAUCCUAAAAAUCUCUUCCCGAUGCCUUCGUCCAGUCGCAAACUCUCGCAAACGAUUCGUUUCCUAUGCAUCCGAAAGCCUGGGGGGGGGAGCGAGGGCUACUUUUUAUGUUUUUAGGUCAAAAUGAAAUAAAUAGGGUUGCUGUGGGUUUGUAACGGACGCCUUUUAUGGGAUCUGAACCCUAACUGCAUGUUAGCGUUAGACUUAACCAGGCUAAAGUUAGCGAUGAAACAGAUCUUGUAGUGAAAAAAAAAAAGGAAUAAUUUACACGAUUAAUCAGAUUUUACAGCAUGAAAAGUGUCGACGCCAAAAUCAGAGUAGUGCAGAAAAAACUUUAAUAAAAAACGUAGACGACGUCAAACGAAGCCGUGAAUUAAUCCGUUUUCCUUUUUUUUUUUUUUUAUACAGUGUAUACAAACUAUUUAAGGAUGACGAAUGAAAAAGGCAGAAGAUUGAGUUUGUUUUCUCCUCAUCAGUAACAGGACAUUAACCUUCGUCUGUUGUGCACGUCCUCGUGCCGGCUCGUGAACUCCGACACUUUCACCGGGCAUUAAAGUCAUUUUAACCUCAUCGAAGCUCCUUUUUUUAACAAUUAGGUCACGAUAUAUUCUGAAUGACGGCUUUUUUCCGGUCAGUUUGUUUCUGUACUUUGUGUUUGAGGACAUCAGAGUCGUAAAUGUUUUUACCGUAUGUUCAGGUCAGGGUGUGAGCUGCACUGCUGGAUGAUGAUGAUGAUGAUGAUGAUAUUCAACUGCUCUCCAUUACAGUAACGAGUGCGUGUCGGUCAGUUAGCGUUUACUUUACUCGGCCAGAACACACCUGUGCAGGUGAGCGAUGAGGUCACGAGCGGAGCCCCAGGUCAUAACCACUUCACAACCGAAGACCUGAACGUUCUCUAAUAGAUGCGUAUCCGUGGUGACGCUCGGUCGAACACGUGACGGUCCGUCUCCAUCGUCCGGGCCGUGACCGUGGGAGAACAUUUCAGGAAGUUUAAUUUUUUUGGUGGCUGUGUUUAGGGGUUUGUUAGAACAGCUGAGGGUGAAUGUGAAGGUCUCAUGAUGCGGUCUGUAGAACUAUCAUGGAUUUGUUACAAAACACAACUGGAAAAGAAAUGCACGUGCUUGAGAGAGGGGGGGGGGUAUAUACUGCUCGCUCAACCGUUUAUCCAGUACUGUCAUGCUGUGGUGCUUUAGAUGAUAACGUGAGUGAUGACCUCAGUGACAGCAGCGAGGUUUAUCCUCAUCACGUGUUCUGUAUGUGGUCCAGAACGCUCGCUCACGUGCCACGAGCUUUAGACUCGAAAGAGAAAAUUUGUGAUGCAUGUUGUGGACAUUUUGUUUGUUGUUUGUGUGUUUUUUUUUGUAUAUUUCCCCUCCAUAUUACACAGAAACGGAGAAGCGGAGCGACGGUCAUGUGACGAUUAAACACGUGUGUGUGUGGGGGGGGGGGUGAUACUGAGGGUGAGAAGGAUGUUUUCGAGGAGGUUCCAGGUAGUGAAAUAUAAAUCAGUUUAUUUUACAAUCGACGUGUCGUAAACACACACGAACACGCGAGCACACGGAGUGUUUUGUCCGGUUUGGUUUUAAUCUUUGGUGCGAAUCAAAUCAAAAUACAGAAUGUUUACCAAGAAGGAGACGCUCUUGUAAAUAUCUCUCUCACACACACACACACACACACACACACACACACACACACCGUAAGACGAGAGCUCGCAACACGUGACGGUCUUUAAUCUCGUCAACCAGGAAACGGAGUCCGACCUGAGCUCCAAACAUGAAUGUGUAAAGGGGGUCCUUUUAUUUCUCCCUUUGGAGUGAGGGGUGGUUGUAAGAAGGGGAUAUGUGUGUGUGUGGGGGGGGGGGGGGGUUGUGUUCUUCUUCUCAUCUGUUACUCCUGAAGCAGUCCAACAGUUUACAGCAACACAACCAACCGGACAUUCAUCACCUUUUUAAGGUCAAGAUGCCGAGACCCAGAACGUUCUGCCUGGGUUUCUGCACGUUGUUCUCGUUAUUUAAAAUGUACGUUAGUGAUAUUUGUGUAUAGCGUCGUGUAUCGUGUGUAACCCGGAAGAGGGUUUAUAUGGUUUUAUAGCAACACGUCAUCAGCAUCAGCGCUCAGUUUUUAUUGCCCGUUCAUGGCAGCUUUCACACUCCGCCUCGUGUUACCAUAGCGACCGUCUCUUCCCAGCGCGCGCACGUCGUCGCGUCGAGUAAAAAGUGAAAUGUUUUCAGUUCCAUUUCUUUCCCACCGAACGGAUUCAAUUUAACGCCGUCACAAACUCGUCGUCCGAUCGGUCAAGAACGGAGGAAGACUUUUUUUGUUUUGGGCUGAAAGUGUGAAAGCAGCCUGCGGCAUGUUACACGUCACAAGUGAAAUAAUUCUCUUAUGUAAAAAAUGAAUAAUAAAGAAUGAUAGAAUACAUUAGUGAUUAGUUUACUAACACAGAGAAGCGGGGAGGGGAGGGGAGGGGGGGAGAGAGAGAGACAGUUCCUCAAAACUUCCUGAAACCAACUCAAUUCUCCAUCCAACGUUUGUCUCCUGUUUUAUCUAAAGCCCCCCCCCCCAUCUGUGUCUCUGCUCUCUCUCUCUCUCUCUCUCUCUCUCUCUCUCUCUCACAUGAAGCCCUGUGGCUGUAUGAGGUCUAUGUACAUAACAGAAAUGUACAACUAUUAUAUAAAUAUAAACUGUACGUCUUUUAUGUUGUUUUCUUCAUGAAUAUUCAUCUCUCCGUCCUCACGCGCCGAAGUCUUCGUCCAUGAACACUGCAUAUCUUUCACUCUGAGAAAACGAUGAUUGUGUAAAGAAUGAAACAAAAAAAAUCAUUUUGGAGAUUAAUAUAUGACCGAAUGAGAGCGAGGCUUUACAUUUGUCUUUCUUUGGAGGAAAUAAUUAAACUUGAAUUAAAGAGA
Molecule: messenger RNA, 5951 nt
Organism: Tachysurus fulvidraco (yellow catfish)
Lineage: Eukaryota; Metazoa; Chordata; Actinopteri; Siluriformes; Bagridae
Product: SEC14-like protein 1
Exons: 17
Coding region: 358-2541 (727 amino acids)
Biological process (GO): negative regulation of RIG-I signaling pathway
Cellular component (GO): cytosol; cytoplasm
Molecular function (GO): RIG-I binding
Source: RefSeq, a predicted model, not a curated record